GUUAGCGUGCCCAUGUUGGUGAACAGUGCAUAAAGAGUUAUUGUCAGUGUAUGGGAAUGUACAGUCGUCGGAUAACAACGGUUUUCGGUCACAUUGCCAUGGCCUUCAAGAAAGGGUCAAAGACAAUGGCAGCUCCAGCCGUCAAUCCCGAGAAUGUCAAAAUCCAAAUAGGCGGCAAAGACGACCUACCUGCUGUGUUCUGCAAGAACACAAAGACAAAGAUCGGCGUCGUGGUUCUUCAGGAAUGGUGGGGAUUAAACCAGCAGAUCCAAGACGAGGCUGCAGAGAUAUCGAGAGACGGUAACUUCUCCACGAUCGUUCCCGAUCUUUACCGAGGCAAGUUAGCGACCGACAAUGAAGAAGCAAAUCAUCUCAUGAGCGAAUUGGACUGGCCGGGCGCAAUUCAAGACAUCACAGCCUGUGCCAAGUAUCUGCUAGAGAAUGGCUGCACCAAAGUCGGGGUGACCGGGUUCUGUAUGGGAGGGGCUCUUAGCAUGGCAUCUGCGGGCCUGAUCCCUGAGGUCACGGCGGCUGCACCAUUCUACGGCAUCUGUGGCGAUAGCCUGUGCGAUCCCUCCAAAAUCACUAAGCCUCUCCAAUGUCAUUUUGGUGCUAAAGAUGCAGUUGUCGGAUUCUCCGAUCCAGAAUCCCAGGAGAAACUCAAGAAGAAGCUGAACGAGGGCAAAGUGCGGCAUGAAUUCUACAGCUACGAAGCCGGUCACGCCUUCACCAACAAAACAGGUCCGAACUACAACGAGGAAGCCUGUAAGAAAGCCCUUGGAAGAAUGUACGAUUUUUUCCGGAAGGAGUUGAGCUAAACAGCAGUCUCUGGUAAUCCACGCUGAUUCUGGGACUAAAAUCCCUCGUAGCGGUUAUGAGUGACUCUAGAGUUGCAUCUUAUGGUUCAGCCAGAGCUUCAACCAGCAUAUCUCCACGCUUGAGUGUUACGACACAUACACAUAUUUAUUGGUUGAUAAAUAACACGUACUAGUAUACUCAGUGAAUCACAUCUUGGAUGGGAAAAAAUGUCGUCAUGAUGUUGACAGUUCAUAAACUUUCCGUUGUUAUGUUAAGAAUUUGAUUCCAAAUGUUUGCAGCUUCUAUGGCUUCUGUAUACGUGUGUACAGAUGGCAAUAAAACUACACUCAGUG
Messenger RNA from Haliotis rubra (blacklip abalone), 1151 nucleotides. RefSeq names its product protein usf-like. The transcript is spliced from 2 exons. Gene Ontology annotation, molecular function: hydrolase activity. Lineage: Eukaryota; Metazoa; Mollusca; Gastropoda; Lepetellida; Haliotidae. Bases 51 to 818 code for a protein of 255 amino acids. The record is from RefSeq and is a predicted model, not a curated record.